GAACCACGCGUCACUUAUCUGCAUCCUUCUAGCCCUGACUGACGGCUGAAGGGAGAAAUGUUGGGCGUAAAACGUUUGUUUGAAGGAAAAAAAAACACAAACAAAUCAGUCUUUGAACGCAGUUCGAGAUGCGUUUCUGAUCAAUUGUUUGUAUUUAGUUCCUUUUUUCUCAGAGAGAUUUAAGCCGUGUCACUACACCUAAAGGAAAUUUCAGGAAACGCAGUUUCAUCAGAUGUUUAUCAACAAUCACAGCCGUGAGCGGCGUGAUGUUUUUAAUUGUUACAGUUGAGCCGAUCCGAAGUUGGGUACGCCCACCCUAUUUUCUAAAACUUGCCUGGGGAAGGCUCUUAUCACUAUUGAGAGAGAACAGCAUCCAGCCAGCCAGGCGGCCGUACAUCGUAGAUCACACAUAGUGCGCGGCUCGGUUGAGUUUAGUCUAAAUUUACGAGCGUUUUGCUAGAAACAGGAAGAUGAAGGCCGGUUAUUGGAUAACAACAAUCUUUUUUGCCUUGAUGAUGAUAAAUUAUGGCGACGCAACAAACAUUACCCACAAAUGUUUUCAAACUGGUUACGAUCAGUUCUGCCUCAUCCAUGACGUUUUCUACAAACGUAAUGCUUCGGUGCGGUACGUCUUUCCUCAAAACUAUUCCUACAUUCGGAUCGGAAACGAUGGUUGGAACAAAGGAAUACAAUCGGUCAUCGAACAUUUGGACGGGCAACUGUACAAGGAGUUGGGCAGCCCUCCGAUGUUGGAAAUCAUGAAUUCCGAUAUGCAGUCAAUCGAAAUCCCACGACAACUACACCAUGGAGGUUUUGCCAAUAACGACAUCAAAUGGUUUUCCUUGGAAGAAGGCUCCGAAACGCCGGUCCUCCAAUAUCUAGAUUUGGCCAGCAAUUACAUUUCCAACAUAACAAACGUGUCUAGUCUGGUCAACCUAGUUCAUCUGAACCUCAUUUCGAACAGAAUUAUUUCGCUUGAAGGACACCCUUUCAAGCCGUUGAUCAAACUUCAAGUGCUUUACCUGAACUUCAACGCCAUUGCUACUUUUCAAAGUGUAGAUUUUCCACCCUCUCUGGUCUACAUCUCAAUCUACGCUAACGUCAUAACCAAGAUCAACUACAACGAACUAUCGUUCCCCAUCCUGGAAAGGCUAAACCUAGAGAGAAACAGGCUCUCGAGUCUAGACAUUCCAAAACUUCUAUCAGCAAUGCCGAAAUUGAAUACCCUCCUGAUCGGGGCAAACGAUUUCGUGCACGACGACCUAAGGCGGGUGAUCGAUCAGCUCAAACAUCACAACAUCACCCAUGUCUCCAGCAUGGACAAGGCCAGCUGCUGGUACGAGGAGGUGGAAAUCGAUGGUGUCUGUGCCGACCGGGAGCUGAUGAAAGCCGGAUGGCUCAAGUCGAUGUUGCUCAGUCUGGUGACUCUCGGGAUGUUGACGUUGAUCGUCCUGUGCACCUGGUGGGUGCUGCGGCAGAUGGGCAGAUAGGAGUUCGGAACUUUAUCACACCGAGAGGAAUAGCUUAGGCACUCUCGUUUGUUAAAGUUGAAACUUUUUUUGGAAUUUAUAUUAAAAACCAGAAGAAUUUGUAACAUGUAGUCGACCAGUUUUAUUAAAUAAGCAAGGAUUUCGUUUGCUUAGUAUAGAAUAAGUGAAAUUUAAAAAAUAAUCAAUAACCUUAAGAACUGUAUUGGGGAGAUGAUGCCCAAAGAAUGCCAAAAGCAGCACGAUACUUUUUUUCUAUUAUUAAUUCUACAAUUGGCUUAACCUCUAAUACAUAGCCGGCCAAGUGUUGACUAUUUAAAAAUAAUUGUUUUCACAUAUCUAUGUCACAUUCUAUAAAGAAAUCGGCGAUACUUUUAUACACAUUCCAUUUUUUUUUGUUUUUAAUAUUAUUUGAAGAUCAGGUGCAAUUCGUCUUUCCAUCAGGAUUUUCCAAACAGGCCAUCUCCAUAAUUAGGGCAGCUGAAUAGGUAGUGAUCCGGAUUUCCAUUGGUUGAGCAGCACGAGACUU
This is a messenger RNA of Uranotaenia lowii, 2016 nucleotides long. RefSeq lists its product as uncharacterized. Gene Ontology annotation, cellular component: extracellular matrix. Lineage: Eukaryota; Metazoa; Arthropoda; Insecta; Diptera; Culicidae. The record is from RefSeq and is a predicted model, not a curated record. The transcript is spliced from 2 exons. The coding region runs from base 471 to 1490 and encodes 339 amino acids. Gene Ontology annotation, molecular function: protein binding.